CAAUUAGAUUCUGAAAUUGCAGCUACCGAGAGCUCAGCUGUACAAUCAUGGCGGCAGGAGUGGCAACCUGGCUCCCGUUUGCCCGGGCAGCAGCGGUGGGAUGGCUACCUCUGGCAAAGAAGCCAAUGCCCAAUCCUCCCAAUGACAAGAGGAAGAGAAACGACGAGAUCCUGGUGGUGAACGUUAGUGGAAGGAAGUUCCAGACCUGGAAGAACACUCUUGACCGGUACCCAGACACGCUGCUCGGCAGCACCGAGAAAGACUUCUUUUUUAACCAGGAAACUCAAGAGUACUUUUUUGACCGAGAUCCAGAGAUGUUUCGGCACAUCCUCAACUUCUACCGCACAGGCAAACUCCACUACCCCCGCCACGAGUGCAUCCAGGCAUUUGACGAGGAGCUGUCCUUCUACGGCAUCAUUCCAGAGAUCAUCGGGGACUGCUGUCUCGAGGAGUACCGAGAUCGCAAGAAGGAGAACCUGGAACGGCUGGCCGAGGACACGGAAGCUGAGACCACUUUAGAUACCCCCCUACCCCCUGGCAGUACCUUCCGCCAACGACUGUGGAGAGCCUUUGAAAACCCUCACACCAGCACAAUGGCCCUCGUCUUUUACUACGUCACUGGCUUCUUCAUCGCAGUGUCAGUCAUCGCCAACGUGGUGGAAACUGUGCCGUGCCGCCCCGAAGCUGGACGCCUUAAGGAAUUGCCAUGCGGGGAGAAAUACACGUCAGCCUUUAACUGUAUGGACACAGCCUGUGUACUCAUCUUCACCUUCGAGUACCUCAUGCGUCUAUUUGCUGCCCCGAGUCGCUGCAAGUUCAUGCGCAGCGUCAUGAGCAUUAUUGAUGUGGUGGCCAUAAUGCCUUUUUACAUCAGCCUGGUUAUGCCAAAGAACGAAAACGUGAGCGGUGCCUUCGUCACGCUGCGGGUUUUCCGUGUCUUCCGCAUCUUCAAGUUUUCCCGGCACUCGCAGGGCCUGCGGAUCCUCGGAUAUACACUGAAAAGCUGCGCCUCGGAGCUCGGCUUCCUGCUCUUCUCCCUCACCAUGGCCAUCAUCAUCUUUGCCACCGUCAUGUUCUAUGCAGAGAAGGGGACACACAAGACUAAGUUCACCAGCAUCCCGGCUGCCUUCUGGUACACCAUAGUGACCAUGACCACCCUGGGGUACGGGGAUAUGGUUCCCGACACUAUCGCUGGGAAGAUAUUUGGCUCGAUUUGCUCGCUGAGCGGCGUGCUGGUCAUCGCUCUCCCUGUGCCCGUCAUUGUGUCAAACUUUAGUCGCAUUUACCACCAAAACCAGAGAGCGGACAAACGCCGUGCGCAGCAGAAAAUACGCUUGGCCAGGAUAAGACUCGCCAAAAGUACCACGACCAACGCGUUCCUCCGCUACAAGGAGAGCGGAGGCUUGGAGGAGGGGAGCGAGAUGCAUGCGCUGUGUGUGAAGAACCGCUCUGCGUUCGAGCUGCAGCACCACCACCUCCUGCACUGUCUGGAGAAGACGACGUGCCACGAGUUCACGGAUGAGCAUACUUACAGCGAAGCUCUCAUGACCGAAUCGAUUGGGUACCGUACCAGCCGCAGCACCUCCGUGUCCUCCCAGCAGGGGCUAAGUACCUCUUGCUGCCCCCGACGCGCCAAACGCCGCGCCAUCCGCCUGGCUAACUCCACUGUGUCCGUCAGCCGUGGCAGCAUGCAGGAGCUCGACACCCUGCAUGCGCACAAAGGUCUCACCCAAAGUCGAUCCAGCCUCAACGCCAAAAGCCCUGAGAACAUGAAGCUGAACUGUGAGAGCGCAGACCUGACGGCUGCCAUAAUCAGCAUCCCGACGCCCCCUGCCAACAGUCCCGGUGAAAGCCAGCCCCCCUCCCCCGGCGUCCUGCGGAACUCCAACAUCACCGCCCGCUAUUACCACGACACCGUGAGGAUCUCCAGCCUGUGACACAAGCGCACACGCAACGAGUCUAACCUACAACACUGUGUCCAACAGACAAUCAGCUUCCCCGUCCAAACAAGACGCGAUGUGCCGUCACUGCGUCACAUACCGAAAAGGGCAAACACCGUAUGCACAAAACGCUCUCACUCUGCGCACACAUGUGCGGCACACGGGGUACACGCACAACACACAUUUCACGCAUGUUCUGUGCACAGCGCCCAUGCAGCAUUGACAUGAAACACCUCUGCCAUCCAACGUGCACACGGCAAGCACACACAACAUUAACACAGAAUGCAAACAACAUGCAUGUACACCCUGAAAAAUAUUUAUACAAAUGCACAAAAAGGAGAAAUCUAUGCACAUGUAAUAUAUGUAACACGGAAGGUAUACGAGAGAGAGGUACACGGACUGAAGCAUAACCAGCGCUGUAUGUUCUAUUAACUAUAUGUGCAGCACUGAAUAUAUUCAUGGCUAUAUGCAAA
This is a messenger RNA of Spea bombifrons (plains spadefoot toad), 2413 nucleotides long. RefSeq names its product potassium voltage-gated channel subfamily D member 1 (gene KCND1). The record is from RefSeq and is a predicted model, not a curated record. Bases 48 to 1937 code for a protein of 629 amino acids. NCBI's taxonomy places the organism in Eukaryota, Metazoa, Chordata, Amphibia, Anura, Pelobatidae. Gene Ontology annotation, molecular function: A-type (transient outward) potassium channel activity; protein binding. Gene Ontology annotation, biological process: potassium ion transmembrane transport; protein homooligomerization. Gene Ontology annotation, cellular component: membrane; voltage-gated potassium channel complex. The transcript has 6 exons.